This is a messenger RNA of Saxophila tyrrhenica, 2346 nucleotides long. RefSeq lists its product as uncharacterized. Bases 1 to 2346 code for a protein of 781 amino acids. The transcript has a single exon. Lineage: Eukaryota; Fungi; Ascomycota; Dothideomycetes; Mycosphaerellales; Extremaceae. The record is from RefSeq and is a predicted model, not a curated record.
AUGAAGUGCGCCAAGCCCAACACCGAUCAGAAUUGCACCCUAGUGGUAUGCGCCAAUGGUGUCCCAUGCCCGGAGUACAUCUUACCGACAGAGUCCCACUUCGCCAAACACCCCAUGGAUACUCUGGAGUGCUUCGUUCCGGUGUCACUCGGAGACGUCAUUACACUGAAAGGAGAGUUCAACGGCACAGUAUUGCAUACCUGCUUCGACCUGCUCGCGGAUGGGUCAUUCGUGCUCGACAAGCGCAUUGAAGGAUCCACCGAGGGAGAGCUGAAGUGUUACCAACCGCGGACUCUCAACUACGGAAAGGUGUUCCAUGUUCCAGUGGCGCAGGAUGCAACGGUAGUCGAAGGAGAUAUUGUGGUCAAGCCUCUGAUAAAGGGCGGUCAUCAGCUGCACAAUAUGCUUCAAAGCAUGAAAAGCGAUGGGUACAAGGUGGGUGUUGGCAGUUUGACCGUCGUCGUCUCUCUCAACCAAAAAGUUGAGGAGAAUUUCGUCAUGAAAUAUGACGAUAUGACUUGCGGCUCCUGGUUCGAGCGGACCGGAGACAUCAUCUCGAAUGGCGGCAUAGAGCCCGAUUACGAACUCGCUGUCAGAACUACCAACGGCAAUGUUGCUCUCGACAAGCAGGCGAAACACAGACGCCACUUUCAGCAGACACGGUUCGGCAAAGAGCCGUGGGCUACUUUCAUCUUCUACUACCGCAGCAAGCACAUCAUCAAAGCUGCAGGAGCCAUACCACGGCCAGAUCGGUGGCAGAAGUUGGUGACUAAAGAGGGAGAAGAGUUUGUGCAUGUUGAUCCCACGCCUAGCAAGCGACUUGGAGGAUCAGCUCAAGGAGUGAAGCAGGGUGUUCGGGGGUUGCAUAGUGGAGAAGAGGCGGAUGCAGGCGAAUCAAGCGAGUGGGUGAACAUCGACGACUUUUCACCAGGAUCAGCCUCACGGCCUGCCAACCGCCGGCCAGCCAAGCAGCCAGAGCUUGUGCCGGCGCCGGAGAGGUCGCCAGGUGAAGAGUCGGAUGGUCUGUUCGUAGGCCAGGACACAUCGCUGCCUUUGCGUCCUUCUCCAAGCUUUGAGGACCUCCCACAUGGUCAUGACAAUGACUAUAGUGGCGGCUAUCAGCUCGAUGAGCAGGAGAACGACCUCUUCGGCCCAGAGCCCUUCCAGCAGAUGGCAACACCGACUACAGCAGCAUCGCCAGCCUUAUCGUCACCGAGAAGCGGCGUAUCGACUGGUGUGAACUCUGCAGCUGGAAAAGCGAGCUAUAGCGCUACGCCGGGUCCAUACACUCUUCUCCAGCCUCGAAAGCCCUUUCACGCCACUUCACCGACUGUGAAACCACCAACCGCCAGCAGCCCUGCAGAGAAGAGCCCCUUCAACGGCCUAAAUCUCGGCAACAGCAUCCUCGGUGCCAAAUCCAAGGCCAAGCUGACUUCUCCUUCCCCACGGUAUGAGAUCUCAUAUGAGGAGAUCAGGUCUCUGGCUUCCCCAGGCGGCUCCAUCCCCUUGGAGAAGCUCGCACAGUACUGCGACGACCACGCCAUCCCCCAAAACGUGGGGUUGAUGACUGCACAGGAGAUCUGCUUCAAGAGCGGGCCAGAUUUCGUCCUCAUGCAGGCGGCGGACGGAUCGAGCUGGCGCGGCAGCCCGAUCGGGCAGCAGCAUGGCGCGGGCAAGGGUAGAGAGGGGUCACCGCUGUUUGUAGGGCAGGAAGGCGAUGGUGCUGCUUGUGAGACUGAACAACAACCAGCUCAGCAGAAGACUGGGGAUCAAACGACCAUGGCUCCUCCGCCGCUUCUCCCACGCAAAGGCCCUAAGCACGCCACCACACCCUUUGCAGCGCUCCCAAAAGCCACCUCUUCAGCUCGAGAAACGGCUCCACCGAUGGCAGCACCAGCCGCCCCUUCUCACUCUCCGGACCUCUCUCUCAAGCGCUCAGCAGCCACCAUGGCAUCAUCUGCUCGUUCGGAGAACUCGCCAGCCAAGAAGCCAAAGACGGACACAGAGUCCCACGAGGAAAGGAUGGCAAGGAUGAAGGCAGAGCUGGAUGAGAAGAAAGCAAAGAUCGCCGCGGAACAGGAGAGGCUGGAGAAGGCCAAAGAAGCGAGGAAGGCGGAGAAGGCUGCUCGCAAGAAGGCGAAGCUGGAAGCCGAGGAGAGGGCGAAGAGGGAGGAAGUGGAGAGGCUGAGGAAGAUGGCGGAGGAGGCUGAGAGGUUGGCGAGGGAGAAGAGGGAGAGGGAGGCGUAUGAGGAGUUGGUGAGGCAGAACCGGGAGGCGGAGGAGGAACUGAGGAGGAUGGAGGAGGAGAUGGUGGUGGAUGAGGAGGAUAGUGAUGAUAAUGAGUGA